AUGCCUAUCAAUGUGACAAGGACGUAUGGUAAGCGCUCGGGCUCUAAAACGAGCACGGCAGCCUUGAAGCGCAAAUCGACCAGCGAAAUACCCCAGAAUGUCGAAGAGAAGCCGUUACCAGGGUCUUCGAAUACCAGCACCCCACAGUCUAAUGUCCACGCCGAGAAAAAGAGGAAACUGGACAAUGAUGUCGCCGUGUCGAUAAUGACUAAACGCGACGACGAGUUGUCCAGUGUUGUUUCUGCAAGCAACUCCAGACCUGCAACUCCAACCAAACUCUCCAAACGGAUGCUCGGUCGUUCUAAAACAGAGACAUCUGUGACCAGUACAACCGAAUCUCCAUCUCUCGAUACCCGGCGGACACCUUCUCUCCCAAUUUUACCCAGUGAAGCCUCUCCCUCAUCACUUCACACCCCGUCCAAGUCCUCAACCGCCGUCUCCGCGUCCCCUCUCCGCCAAACACCCUCCUUCACAAAGUUCUCUACAGUCCUGGCAACGACAUCUGGGACAGCCACGAUAUCCGCCUCACUAAACGGCACUUCCACCACCACGAUCUCAAGGUCGCGUUCCACCGUGACCAGAACCUAUGCAGGGUCCAGUCGUUCCUUCCUGAUGCCACUCUCUUCAUUCUCGGGCAACCCGCUAGAUCCAAACGCUCCCGCCCCGCAAGCUGACGACUACGAAGAUGAAUUCUCUCGCGAGUCUUACUCUACGUUACGCCAAAAAUACGGCGUGGACGAUACAUCCGAAGACGAGUUUUGGAAUGGCGACGCCGUACCCUCCACUUCAGCCAACCCCCGAUCUAAUUCAGGGACGCCUGUCUCGACACCUUCCAAAGCUAAUAGAGCCAGAGGGAAAGCACGAUCUGGCUCGACAUCCCCUUCCAAGUCUCGGUCCAAGAAGGAUGGCACGCCGUCGAAGAGCCAGCUACCUGCUCCCCCACCCCUCCCAAGUAACAUGAUGAACCCGCUCAAGAGCAUAACAGAGCUCAGAAAUAAGGGCGAGACUAGGCGAUUCCUAGACGAAGUGGCCUACCUCUUAGACGGAAUGGCCGUCCCAUCUGCCAGCUCAAAAUCCCCAGCCAACAUUGGCCUGGUACGAGCAAGUGCACUAGAACUCAUCACUAAGCUCUUCACCUCUGCCGACUUUAGUCGCAAGGCCAAAGCAGCUGACAUCUACGGCAAAGUGUACGGCCUCUUCCUAAACGCAGGCGCCGGAAUAGGGUUGGAUAAAUUGCUGGACGCCCUCCUCCUGACCUUCCUCGUCCUAGUCUCGCGAGACCCCUCCUCGCUGAAGGAAUUGGGCGAAUUAUACCCUCCUUCAUCUUCACCGGAAGCUGUUCGCCUAGACGCUAAAGGAAAGAACAGGUCCUCCUCCACGGUUAUCUCCGUAUCCUCUCGAUCUCUGGUCGAUAUCCUGUUUCAUCUUUUUCAGCUCCACUGUCCCCCAGAACCAGAUGAUGAGGAUGGUCUCGGCAUUCCGACAGACCCGCUGGUCCUAAUCUCAGACCCCACCCACUCUGAUGCUUACUUCAAACGAGCAGGCAUUGGGAAGAAAGAAAAAGGACAGCUGUCAUCUCUCUACUCCAUCCUCACUUCCCAACCCACCUUCUCCUUGCCGACGAAGAAUGAAGAGCGGAAAACCCUCUCCACGCCGAUGAUUGCCGUCGCAUUGUUGCAUGUUCUCCCAACUUCGCUUCUACCUAACGACAGGUGGAGAGUGAACAUUCUUGUCAAGUCCCUGAAUGGAGUUACGCGAGCGGUUCUAGAGUCUGCAGGGUCCCCUAAACCCAAGGACAAACUAGGGGUCGGAGAGGUUGGCCUGGACUGGCUAACUCUCCAUGCCCAUCUACGACUUCUUGAUCUGUAUCUCUUGGGCCAGUGGAGUCUUGUUCGUAAGGAUGGUGACGGAGAGGGGACGGAGGGUAGUGAAGAUGAUGAUAAUAUCUGGAAGCGGAUGGUUGAGAGAUUGGUGAAGCUGGGAAGAGUUGCGGUGUCUAGGAGGCGUGCUGAUGAAGAUGAGGUUGACGAAGCGGGUAACUUGGUCGAUCAGUGUCUAGAAGCGCUUCUUCGGGUCCUUGUCACACUUACACAUGGGGAGAGCAAGUGGGGGACAUGUGUCGCAUCUAGCGAGGGGAAGGGCGACCCGACUCUUUCAUGGUUGACGCUUUUGGUGGAGGAAUCCGGGAACAGGAUCAAGUCGAUUGAAGGAGCACAGACACGACCGAGUGGAGGUGGGACACGGCGUAAAAGGAAGCUGUACGAGAUGGAGGAAGAGACGGGGACAGAAGCGGCUGAAAGCGAUUCGGAGAGUGAAGAGGAUACAUUCCAGCAACAACGUCGACGAGAGGCAGUCGAACGGCGCACUCGUGCUUUGGAUCGACUUUGCCUGUCUUUGGCACUCUUGACGAACCUCGUCCAAGAGGUCGAUGAUGUUUCAGAUCUUCUGAGAGAUGGGGGGAUGUUGGUGGCCUUGGUUGGGGUAUACAAGCAGCAAAGCGACCUUUCCGAGGAGCUAAGCGCUAUGCAGAGUUCAGAAGGCGAGGAAGAAGCGAUAGUUCAAGAACGCGAGCAAGCACAAGUCGAUGCAUCCUUCCUUCGAGGCCACCUUGCGGUUUUGUUCGCGCUUCUAAUGAAGAACGAGGAGAACAAGGAGACUCUGUUGCCUCUUUUACCUUCUCGUGGGGAGAGCACAAAGGCGAAGCUGAAUCGAUUGGUGGAUCAUGCCAAGCGAUUCGUUUCGUUCUUCGAUGUUGUGCAGCAGACGAAUCAGGACCAAGAAGGGCUUAGCCAGGAGGAGCAGAAUGAGAAGAAGGUUGCGAUGGAGGCUGUGGGUUUCCUGGAAAGUCUUCGGGAUAGUUAA
Messenger RNA from Coprinopsis cinerea okayama7#130, 2862 nucleotides. RefSeq lists its product as hypothetical. Bases 1 to 2862 code for a protein of 953 amino acids. NCBI's taxonomy places the organism in Eukaryota, Fungi, Basidiomycota, Agaricomycetes, Agaricales, Psathyrellaceae. The transcript is spliced from 3 exons. Gene Ontology annotation, biological process: regulation of chromosome condensation. The record is from RefSeq and is a predicted model, not a curated record.